GCGUGCGGCUGCGUGUCUAUGUGAAUCAUUACGGGAACCCCGGGGAAGCGUGAGCUGUGUGGGGAAGUUGUCGGCGGGCACGUUUGAUUGCCAAGCAUGUCUUCCAGCAAGAAGAAGAGCCGAGGGAAGGCUGCCUCCUCUCCGGACCCUUCCGCUCACAGCGGACAGCCAUCGCUGCUUAAAGUCACCGACUACUUAGAGAAAGAGGAGGACAAAGUACCAAAGGCUUACAGAUGCUCAUUCGUACAGCUUGGACUGACCAGUAUGAAAUUGGCUGAUCUCUGUAUUGGACGCCCAGUUUUGCUUACCAGCUCAGAUGGGAGGCAAGAGGUGUGCACUGCUUGGCCAGUCAGUGGUUUUCCCUCUGGGAAAGUAGGAAUUGGACCAGCAGCACAGAAGAACCUCAAGGUGAAGCCUGGUGACUCAGUUCAUGUCGAGUCUGUGAAUGGACCUGUGUUACAAGCAGAGGAGAUGGAAGUCACCCUCAGGGAAAGGGAUGCUAAUGCUGUCAAUGUGGAAGAGUUGUCUUCAUUUCUGCUAAGACUUAUGGAUGGGAAGAUUGUUUUACCUGGAAAUCUUAUAAACAUGAGUUUCUUUGGCCGGCCUUGUUCUUUGCAAGUUGCAAGCAUUAAAGGACCCGAUGGGGUAGUGCAGGAACCUUUCUCCAGCAGCACAUAUGACACAACUCUGGAAAAGACCACGGUGGACAGCAGUAGUUUGGACUUGUCCUUACAGCUCAGCUUACUUGGCAUUGAAGAUUGUCAGGGUGAAGCUGUUACCAGUACCCCAUGUAAGCUUAGUGACGUUAACACGUCAUGCCUGUCUCCUGACAAGAAAACCAUGAAUGAAGAGCUGCACCCAGAGGCCUCUCAAAGUCCUGUAAUCUCUGGUACUGGCGACGACAGUCAACCAAUAUCAUGCAGAAAACCUGGAAUUAAAUGCAACACAGAUGUUUUUUAUUAUUUAUCACCACAAACUAAAAUCAGAUGUAAAUGUCCGAAGCUGACUUCCCAUUCAGAAGAUGAUAUUAAAAAAAAAGUGACCUAUGAUAUGAUUGGUGGCUUACACACCCAGUUGAAAGAGAUUCGGGAAACAAUAGAGUUGCCACUGAAACAGCCUGAACUUUUUAAGACCUAUGGAAUUCCUCCUCCACGUGGGGUUCUACUUUAUGGGCCCCCAGGAACAGGCAAGACAUUGAUUGCUAGAGCAAUUGCUAAUGAAGUUGGAGCUCAUGUUUCAGUCAUCAAUGGUCCAGAAAUAAUGAGCAAGUAUUAUGGAGAGUCAGAAGCCAGGCUGCGACAGAUAUUCGCUGAGGCAUCCCAACGGCAGCCUUCUAUUAUAUUCAUUGAUGAAAUGGAUGCUCUAUGCCCAAAAAGAGAAGGGGCGCAAAAUGAAGUAGAGAAGAGGGUUGUGGCUUCUUUGCUUACACUGAUGGAUGGGAUUGGUUCGGAAGAAAAUCAAGGACAGCUUUUAGUCCUUGGUGCAACCAAUCGUCCUCAUUCAUUGGAUCCUGCAUUACGGAGACCGGGGCGGUUUGACAAAGAAAUAGAAAUUGGAAUUCCUAAUUCUUCGGGACGUCUAGACAUCCUCAGACGCACACUUAUUAACGUUCAGCAUCAGCUUUCAUUGGAGGAACUAGUACAGUUGGCAGACAGUGCCCAUGGCUACGUGGGGGCAGAUUUAGUAGCUCUGUGCAAGGAGGCAGGCUUGAAUGCUCUGCGGAAAAAAUUGGGAGAACUAAAUAACCCAUCAGACGGUGAAGUGGCUGGCUUGGUGGUAAUUACUCUGAAUGAUUUCCUGCAGGCGAUGAGUGAUGUCAGGCCAAGUGCAAUGAGAGAGGUUGCAGUGGAUGUGCCAAAGGUAUCAUGGUCUGACAUUGGAGGGCUAGAAAAUGUUAAGCUUAAGUUAAAGCAAGCAGUAGAGUGGCCUCUUAAGCAUCCUGAAUCUUUUAUUCGUAUGGGGAUACAGCCACCGAAAGGGGUCUUACUCUAUGGCCCUCCAGGCUGCUCCAAAACCAUGAUUGCAAAAGCAUUAGCAAAUGAAAGCGGCUUGAAUUUCCUGACAGUAAAGGGGCCUGAGCUCAUGAGUAAAUAUGUUGGUGAAUCUGAAAGGGCAGUACGGGAGAUAUUCAGAAAAGCAAGAGCUGUCUCGCCAUCAAUUCUUUUUUUUGAUGAAAUUGAUGCCUUGGCUGUUGAGAGAGGGAGUUCGGGGGCGGGGAAUGUAGCUGACCGUGUGCUAGCACAGCUGUUGACAGAAAUGGAUGGAAUAGAACAACUAAAAGAUGUGGUAAUAUUGGCAGCUACCAAUCGUCCCGACUUGAUAGACAAGGCGCUGAUGCGUCCAGGACGUAUUGACAGAAUCAUUUAUGUGCCAUUGCCUGAUGCCGCCACUCGAAGGGAAAUUUUAAGACUUCGGUUCCAAAGCAUGCCUAUAGACACUGAAGUCAGCCUAGAGGAGAUGGUGAUGCGUACACAGCAGUAUUCAGGAGCUGAGAUCACUGCUGUUUGUCGAGAGGCUGCACUGUUGGCCCUACAGGAGGACAUUCAGGCCCAGUGCAUUAUGGGAAGACAUUUUGACCAAGCAUUAACUAUUGUUACCCCAAGAAUUCCUGACUCACUUAUUAGGUUUUAUGAGACCUACCAACAAAAGAGUGGACUGCAUAAUUUAUGAGAUUUGUUUUGACUAAUGGAAACCAAACUUUUGAUUAAAUAUCAUUAUUAUAAAAA
This is a messenger RNA of Rana temporaria (common frog), 2726 nucleotides long. RefSeq names its product spermatogenesis associated 5 (gene AFG2A). Gene Ontology annotation, molecular function: ATP binding; ATP hydrolysis activity. Lineage: Eukaryota; Metazoa; Chordata; Amphibia; Anura; Ranidae. The transcript is spliced from 16 exons. The record is from RefSeq and is a predicted model, not a curated record. The coding region runs from base 97 to 2670 and encodes 857 amino acids. Gene Ontology annotation, cellular component: cytoplasm.